AUGAGAAUGAGCAAAUGUCUUCCUAAACAAAGGGUCACCUACAUUUCCGGGUUGUUCUUGGACGGAGCACUCUCAUGGUGGAACCUUCAGGUUCAGACUAAAGGAGAAACUGUUGCGUAUGCUAUGAGUUGGGACGAGCUGAAGGAACUAAUGAGAAAGAAGUAUUGUUCUAGGGCAGAGAUUCAGAAACUUGAGACCGAGUUUUGGAAUUUAAGAAUGAUCGGAUCUGAUAUCGCUGGAUACAUACAACGCUUCCACGACUUGUCAAGGGUUGUUCCCUACUUGGUGGAACCUGAGUUUAAGCGGAUUGAGAGGUUCAUCUGGGGACUUGCUCCUGAGAUUCUGAGCAUGGUUACUUCUUCCAAGCCCCCUACAAUCAGCGAGGCAAUCGACUUGGCUGUCGCCCUCACCGAGGAGGCUCUUCGUUUAGACAAGUUUUCAAAGCCAGGCUCUAACAAAAAAGAGACUCAUGUGGAGUCUUCAAGCGGCAACAAGAGAAAGUUUUCAAACUUAAAGAAAGGCACUCAAGCAAACAACGACAACUGGAAUGCGAACAAACGAAGGGAAGUGAACCCAACUCGUGGUACUAAAGCUUAUGGAGCCACUAAUGAGGCUAGUGAAUUUAAGAACCUACUUGGUCUAGAGUCGAGUAAACUAGACGUCCCGUAUUCUAUAGAAUUGGCGAAUGGAAAAUUGGUCGAAGCGGAUGAGGUUAUUAAGGGUUGUACACUCGAGCUUGGGGAGCGAAAAUUUUCUAUCGACCUUUUACCUGUUGAUCUGGGUAGCUUUGACGCGGUUGUUGGAAUGGAUUGGUUAUCCGACAAUCGGGCAGAAGUGGUUUGUCACGAAAAGAGCAUCCGCAUCCCACUGCCGAAUGAAGAAACACUUAUAAUCCAUGGGGAGAAACGCGGGACGCCUCUACGGAUCAUAAAUUGCAUGAAGGCGCAAAAGUGUCUUCGAAAAGGCUAUAUAGCCUUCCUCGCCCACGUAGUUGACAAGGAAACCAAAGAGCCGAGGCUAGAAGACAUCCCAGUCGUGAAAGAAUUUCCAGAAGUCUUUCCAGAAGACUUGCCUGGACUACCUCCGCAACGUCAAGUGGAGUUCCGAAUUGAUUUAAUGCCAGGAGCGGCACCAGUGGCGAAAUCACCAUAUCGGUUAGCUCCGUCUGAAAUGCAGGAGUUAUCUACUCAGCUGCAAGAGCUGCUAGAUAAAGGAUUUAUUAGACCGAACGGCAGCUUUCGCAUGUGCAUUGAUUAUAGGGAGUUAAACAAGCUGACCAUCAAGAACCGAUAUCCCUUACCGAGAAUCGACGACUUAUUCGAUCAACUACAAGGUUCCAGCUACUACUCCAAGAUCGAUCUGAGAUCGGGUUACCAUCAGUUGAGAAUACAGGAAGAAAGUAUCCCCAAAACGGCUUUUAGGACUCGUUACGGACAUUACGAGUUUCUUGUUAUGCCGUUCGGCUUAACCAAUGCACCAGCGGUGUUCAUGGACCUCAUGAACCGUGUGUGUAAGCCGUAUUUGGACAAGUUUGUGAUUGUGUUUAUCGAUGAUAUCCUAAUAUACUCGCGAACCAAGGAGGAACACGAGCAACAUUUGCGAGCUAUUUUGGAACUCUUGAGAAAGGAACAACUGUAUGCAAAGUUUUCGAAGUGCGAAUUUUGGAUUCGCGAGGUUCAAUUCCUAGGUCAUGUGGUAAAUGAGAAGGGAAUUCACGUCGACCCAGCAAAGAUUGAGGCAAUUAAGAAUUGGGAAGCGCCUAGAACCCCUACUGAGAUACGACAGUUUCUGGGAUUAGCGGGCUAUUAUAGACGAUUCAUAGAGAACUUUUCAAAAGUUGCUCAACCGCUAACGUCCCUAACGCAAAAAGACAAGAAAUUUGAUUGGGGCAAGAAACAACAGGCGGCGUUUCAACUGCUGAAGGAUAAACUUUGUGACGCGCCUAUUUUGGCCUUACCCGACGGUACCGAUGACUUCAUGAUUACAAAAGUACUUGUUGAUCAUCUUGAGGAUUAA
Messenger RNA from Helianthus annuus (common sunflower), 2016 nucleotides. RefSeq lists its product as uncharacterized. Lineage: Eukaryota; Viridiplantae; Streptophyta; Magnoliopsida; Asterales; Asteraceae. The coding region runs from base 1 to 2016 and encodes 671 amino acids. The transcript has 4 exons. The record is from RefSeq and is a predicted model, not a curated record.